AUGUCAACAUCUUUCACCAACUAUCUCCUAGUGGCUGUCAGCACCGUCACGAUCCAUCCUGUAUGUCGCACAAAGGACGGAAUGGAUAUACUCAUGAAAAGUGAGUUGGGCCUGCAAGACCAAGAUCCCCGGAUUCUGUGGGAGGAGGACCUGCAGCCUAAGACCUCCAUCCUUAAAAUCCUCAUUCCUCUAUCAAAUUUCAAUAAAUCGGAAAUCAAGAGGAUCACUUACAUCAAACAAGUACCGGGAAGCCAAACUCAGAUACAUGGGGCUCCCAUUUUCAAUAAGGAAUGGCAACUCAAGAAUGCUUUUCAGAAGAAACACAAGGUGCCAGCUAGGUGUUCCCAGUUGCAGGCAGCUCAGACUGAGUCGCAGAUAGAUACUGACAUAGAAAUUGAAGGGGAUUCCAUGCUAGAGAUGGAGGGCAGCUUGGGGCAGCAGGCUUUUGUCAAGGCUGGAAUGAAAAGAGAAAAGCCUGUAGGACAAACAGAGGAAAAGAAUUGGGAGCGUCUUUUCCAGGCGGUAUACUAUCACAUACGCAAGCUGCUCAAGGAGCAAGUCCAAGAGUGCAAUCGCUCGCACAUUUUACCCUUCACAGAGAUAGCAGAUCUCUGGUACUGGUCUUCAGAAUUUGCCACCAAUCCCAUACCAGAUGCUACCAAUUCACAGAAGCCUGAUCUCAUCCUCCUGGAUUACAGGCUCAGAAAGUUCAGUUUCUCGCAAAAGUCCUGGAAAGACAUCCUCACAGGAGUUGAGAUCACCCAAUCUGACCUCUCUGUCAAUUGCAAAAUACCUUUGUUAUUGAGGAUUACUACCAAGGGCUAUCUGAUGAUGCAGGAGCAACCAUGGCGUCAUUUCAUCCUACUUUUUAGUAUCUCUAAGUUUAAACUUUGUGCCCAUUAUAUGGAUCACUCCGGCAUGGUGAUCUCAAAACCACUCUUGAUUGUUACAUCCCCUGUACAUUUUGUCAACAUGUUGAAUACCAUCACUUUAGCAAAUCGCUCUUCCCUUGGCUUUGAUCCAACAAUCCAUAUCUGCAACUCUUGCAACACCAUUCCAACUCGCGCUAAUUUACUGAGCAGCUUUGAUGCUAUGCUUCCUGGGGCAAUAGGCUGUAUUUAUGACAACGAUGGAGAUGUGUACUGGAUUAUGGAUAUUCUAUGGAAAAGCUGUGGACUUUUCAAGCGUGGAACCAUCUGCUAUUGCGUUCGAGACAAGUUUAAUCAGGAUUACGCACCAAAGGAUUGUUGGGUCAAUGAGGAUGUCAAAGACGUCGAGAUCCAGCUUCUCAAAGCGGUCAAAGGCAUCCCAAACAUUGCUCAACUCAAGAAAUAUUGGGAUGUGCUUUAUAAUGGGAAGCCCGACUCCACUUCGCACAUUCGUAGUCAUUGCUCGACAUUCAAAUUCGAGAAAAAAAUUCAUCAGUGUAUUCUCUUAACACCCUGUGGGGUGCCAUUGACGCACUUCAAUAAUGUACCUGAGUUAAUCGGGGUUUUUUGUGACCUUAUUGUUGCCCACAAGGCAAUGGUAGGCCGACAUGUCCUUCACGGAGACCUCAGCCCUAACAAUGUUAUAAUUUACGAAGGAAAAGGCUAUUUUAUAGACUUUGACCAUGCAAAGUUUCUCAGUGAUGAUGGGAAAGCAGAUCCAAGUCCACGCGGUACUGGAACUGUACCAUACAUAUCCUUUCACAUUCUCCGCCUAAUGGGAGAUGGCCUUUUGGUCCAAAAUAUGCCCUGCAACAAUCUCGAGUCACUUUGUUACAUCCUGUUCGAAUUCACUGUGAUGUAUAUAAGACUGAAGGGUGCACUGGCCCCCCGACCUAGUGAAGAAGUUUUGCGAUGGGAUGCCGUUCGGAGGUGGGCACUCUCCUAUGAGAAGAUGACCCAAGAUGGUCUCGUGAUCAGUAGUAUUUGGAAGUGGGAAUUCAUCCAUGGUAUGGCUGACCCACUGCUUAUCACCCUGUACUUUAUCCUCUGCUGCCCCCUCCUUGAAGAGUGGCAUUGCGAGAUUUCUCUCGCAAGUACUCAGUCAAUUCCCGUGUCUCACAAUAAAAUCUGUGAUAUUCUAACACAGGGCAUAAGUACGAUCAGUCAGCAACUUGCUCAGAUACCUCCUCCUGCACUUCCAGCACCUCCAUCUGCACCAGAACCAACCAUCACUCCAUUUCCUCCUCCUGCAUCUACAUCACAGCAGGUUGCAACCAUUUCUGCAUCGCAGACAGUACCUCCUGUACCACCAUCUGUGCCUGCUGGUGCGCCAACUGUCGUGCAGUCGCUUCCUGAUCUUUCCUUAGCUGUUUGUCACUUGAAGACGGUACCUGUCAAAUGCUAG
Messenger RNA from Suillus fuscotomentosus, 2334 nucleotides. RefSeq lists its product as uncharacterized. Lineage: Eukaryota; Fungi; Basidiomycota; Agaricomycetes; Boletales; Suillaceae. Gene Ontology annotation, biological process: protein phosphorylation. Gene Ontology annotation, molecular function: ATP binding; protein kinase activity. The coding region runs from base 1 to 2334 and encodes 777 amino acids. The transcript is spliced from 4 exons. The record is from RefSeq and is a predicted model, not a curated record.